This is a messenger RNA of Saccostrea cuccullata (small rock oyster), 4064 nucleotides long. Its product is annotated as dentin sialophosphoprotein-like. The transcript is spliced from 8 exons. Gene Ontology annotation, cellular component: nucleus. Lineage: Eukaryota; Metazoa; Mollusca; Bivalvia; Ostreida; Ostreidae. Gene Ontology annotation, molecular function: DNA binding; catalytic activity. Gene Ontology annotation, biological process: DNA repair. Bases 5 to 2701 code for a protein of 898 amino acids. The record is from RefSeq and is a predicted model, not a curated record.
CGUCAUGGAGGACGAUGAGGCAACAGAUGAAUUAUUCGUCGCAAUGCAACCUUCAGCAUUUUCAUCCUUUGUUUCCGCUGCACAAACUAAAGACAUAAAAGACAAUUUGCAAGAGGAUGAGGAGGAGUAUGAGGAGUAUGAUGAUACAGGCGAUGAGUACGGGAUGGCGGAGGAGGAGGAUGAUCGGGAGAUCAUCGAUGAGUUUGAGGAGGAGAGUACAGCCGAGGAGAACACAGACACAGGGACCUCAGGGGGUACCUCCAAGUUAGACCUGCCUCACAGCGAGGCGUCCGAUCAGUCCAGUCAGGAUAAACUCAUGUAUCCAGACACAGAUCCAGACCAGUCCAAUUCCAGCUGUGACCCCAAUACCAGUCAGUCAAUGGACCAAAGUAAUGAAAAAAUACAGUGUAGGCUUGAGAAAAUUAGUGACUCAAGUAGCAUAUCUCUUAAUGACAGCUUACAGGACGAUGUUGAUGUUAUUAAGAGAAGUUUAGCAUGUGAUAGCAGAAGUUUGUCUGGAGACAAGGACUCUACAACAACUGAAGUGAUGGAAAUCAGGCCAGCACCUAAACCACUCAGGGUGGACCAUACAUAUGAUGUCUCCCCAAUGUUGUAUGACAAACAGCUGCCUGCAGGGUGGACAAGGAAAGUUGUUCAGAGAUUAAGUGGCAAGUCAGCAGGAAAAUAUGAUGUGUACAUUUACAGUCCUAGUGGGAGAAAGUUGAGAUCUAAGACUGACCUUGCCAGGUAUUUAGAGGAAGAGGGCAUUACAGAUCUGAGUGCUGAUGACUUUGAUUUUACCGUCCGAGGUAAACACCAUUCUGUGGGCCACACUUCUAAACACCAGACUGUAGGCCCAACUAUUAAGAGGAAGAGAGCUGAAGCAGACAGUAGUAAGACUACUGAUGCUGAUACGAGUGACGGGACGGAAAUCAAAAAGAGAAAAAACAGUGCACCAAAAGUAACAGCAAAGACAUUCAACAAGACCAGAGAAAAAUCAGGGAAGAGAGGAAAUGCCAACAAAAAGGCUGUCUUGUCUCAAGUGAAGGACAACUCACCUAAAAAAGGAAAAUCCAUAACACAGAGACUUGUCAUAAAAAUGGCCUUCUCCGCAGGAGAAAGUGCUCAUAAAUCGAAAAAGAAGGAGACCACAAAAAUAAAAUCAGUGAAGAGAAAAGUGAAAACGGACAGCACACAGGAUGGUGAUAAUGGGAAAUGUCAAGUGAGUACUGUUCAGGGAGGAAAAAGGACUGAGGAGGCCCAGAGGAGGGGGGAAUGUUAUGUCACUCCUAAAAAAAACCCAAGGUUUCGUGAAGCUUUGGAAGAGGACCUAAAAGUUGUCAAAGCUCAUGGUGCUAAUGUGUUUGAUAUGUUUGAUAAGGAUGGUAACAUGAAUACUGAUGGUGAAAUUAAAUGUAAUGUGGAAAUCAUUAAAACAGGUGACACAAAAGUAAAUGGUGCACAAAGUGAAAACCAGUUUGUGAAGUGGGAUUCUAGUAACAGUGGUUCAUUUUCUUCAGAUGAAGCUAAGAGUCCUACAAGAUUGAAAAGAAGAGGCUCUGGAAAUAUUGAUUAUGCAAAACUUUCAGGUCGAAACAGGCGUGUAUCAACGGAACGAAAAAUCUUGUCCAAAAAAUCUGACCGAGCACCUUGUUCUCUUAAUCAGACCUCUGAUAAAAGUGAUGAGAGCACCACCAACACUACAGACUCUUCUACUGAGCAAAGUACUGAAAUACUGACAAAAAAGGUGUCUGAUGAAAACAGUAUGUGUAAUUCUCCUAAAAGUGUUAACAAUUCCAUCUCUGUACCUGUUACAGAGGAUGAUCACUUGGUUCAUCAGACUGAAGAUCUACAAACAGAACCCUCCUUGUCUCUUACCAACAUUAAAUCCCCUGCCUCUCCCAGACUGUAUGAUAAAUCCCCUGUCUCUCCAGUUAAAUCCCCCGCCUCUCCCAUUAAAUCUCGUGCCUCACCUGUUAAAUCCCCCGCCUCUCCCAUUAAAUCCCCUGUCUCUCCUGGACUGUAUGCUAAAUCGCCACGCAGACUGUCUGAUGGUCAGCUCACAAAACUCACCGAGUCUUCAGAGGCCUCAUGGUCCAAAGAGACCAUUUCCAGUGAAGAGGACAAGGCUCUGGUGGAGGCAGAUGAUAACAGUCUAGACAUAGAAGAGGAUGAGGAAUAUGUUCCUGCCCAGUCUGCUGUGGUACAGAGUCCGUAUUUCCAGAGUGGACGUUACAUGCCUCGUCCUGAGUUACAUAGAGAUGUCAAAUGGACCCCACCCAAGUCUCCCUUUCAUCUCAUUCAGGAAAGCUUGUAUCAUGAUCCAUGGAAAUUACUGGUGGCCACAAUAUUCUUAAACAGGACCACAGGGAAGGCUGCUAUUCCUAUCUUGUGGAAGUUUCUGAAUCGCUGGCCAAACCCUGAUGCGGCUCGGCGGGGCGACUGGCAGUCUAUGGCCAGGCUUCUUACACCACUGGGGCUGCAUGAAAAGAGGGCAAAGAUCAUCAUACGCUUCUCAGAUGAGUUUUUGACAAAAGAGUGGAGGUAUCCAAUAGAAUUACAUGGAAUUGGGAAAUAUGGAAAUGAUUCCUACAGAAUUUUCUGUGUGAAAGAGUGGAGACAGGUCACUCCUACAGACCAUAAAUUAAAUGACUAUCACAAGUGGCUGGUAGAAAACUGGCAGACGUUAGGAGUGGAUUGAAGAGAAAUGAACUUCAUCCAGUUUGAUUAAAAAAAACAAACAAAAAAAAAACGGAAGAAAAAAGGACUAAUUGACUUUCACAAGUGGCUAAGAGAAAAUCAUAAGUUGUUAGGAGUGAUUGAAGAGAAAGGAAUAUCACUCAGUUUGAUGAACUAACCUGAAAACUGUAUCUUCUUAUUAAGAGUGCUGUAUUCCAACUUCUGAGAAUGACAGAGUCUGUGCCAUGUUUGAGACGAACCUGAGCUGAAAUAAAACAUGAAAAGUAUAAAUGUGUGUUCUUAGUUUCACUUUUAUUAUUAUGUAAGCUCAUGUUUGAUUCAUGUUUUCUAUACUAUUUUCAGAAUUGGUCUUUUAAAACUGAACACAUCAAUCCUAAUUUUAUUUAUUUAAUUGUGAAUUUUUCACAAUCAAGCCUUAUUACCCUCUUAGUAUUGAAACAUAUCCUCAUCAAUUGAGGAACAUUUAUCUGUUUUUAGGUCACCUGAGUAAACUCAGGUGACCUAUUGCUAUCCGUUUUCGUCCGUCGUCGUCCGUCGUUCGUCGUCCGUCGUCCGUCGUUCGUCGUCCGUCGUGUGUUAACAUUUGAACAUUUUCAGCUUCUUCUCUGCAACCACUGAACCAAUUUCAACCAAAUUUGGCACAAAGCAUCUAUGGGUGAAGGGGAACAAAAAUUGUGAAUUUCAUGAUCCCUGCCCCCCUGGGGCCCGAGGGGUGGGGCCAAAACCACUAAAAUUAAUGCAAUCUUUAAAAAUCUUCUUCUUUACUCCUGGACAUCAAGCAGUCAAACUGUUUGCAUGAUUGUAAUCAGCAUUGAGUCCUUUACCAAAAUUGUGAAAUUCAUGGCCCUGGGGUCAGGGGUUCUAGUGCUAGGGCGGGGCUAAAUAAGUAUAUAGUGAAAAUGCAUUAUUUCUUUGGAAAUCUUCUUCUCUACUCUUGCGUAUUAAAUAAACCAACUAAGUACAUAGUUAUGAUGAGCAAGAGUGCCUCUACCAAAAUUGUGAAUUUUAUGGCCCCAGGGUCAGGGGUUCUGGUGUUAGGGCGGGGCUCUAUUGAUUAUAUAUAGUGAAAAUACAUGAUUUCUUUGAAAAUCUUCUUCUCUGCCCCUGGGUAUUAAAUAUACUAACUAAGUGCAUAGUUAUAAUGAGCAUGAGUGCCUCUACCAAAAUUGUGAAUUUUAUGGCCCCAGGGUCAAGGGUUCUGGUGUUAGGGCGGGGCUCUAUUGAUUAUAUAUAGUGAAAAUACAUGAUUUCUUUGAAAAUCUUCUUCUCUGCCCCUGGGUAUUAAAUAUACUAACUAAGUGCAUAGUUAUGAUGAGCAUGAGUGCCUCUACCAAAAUUAUGAAUUUUAUGGCCCCAGGGUCAAG